This is a messenger RNA of Scedosporium apiospermum, 1587 nucleotides long. RefSeq names its product Eburicol 14-alpha-demethylase. Gene Ontology annotation, biological process: ergosterol biosynthetic process. Gene Ontology annotation, molecular function: heme binding; oxidoreductase activity, acting on paired donors, with incorporation or reduction of molecular oxygen; iron ion binding. The record is from RefSeq and is a predicted model, not a curated record. NCBI's taxonomy places the organism in Eukaryota, Fungi, Ascomycota, Sordariomycetes, Microascales, Microascaceae. The transcript has 3 exons. Bases 1 to 1587 code for a protein of 528 amino acids.
AUGGGUGUUUUCCAACAGGCUGUGGAGCCUCUCCACGAGGCCUUCCAACAGCUGGGAACCUACUCCCAGGUCGGAGUGGUGUUUGCUAGCAUCGUCGUUGUCUCCGUUGUCCUCAACGUCGUGAAGCAGGUGCUCUUCAAAAAUCCCAAUGAACCUCCAGUAGUCUUCCAUCUGUUCCCGUUCUUCGGAAGCACCGUCGAAUACGGAAUUGAUCCUCCCCGGUUCUUUAAGAAGAUGCGAGCGAAGCAUGGCGAUGUUUUCACCUUCAUUCUCCUCGGCAAGAAGACGACCGUAUGCGUCGGCCCCAAGGGCAACGACUUCAUUCUCAACGGCAAACUUCGCGACGUGAGCGCCGAAGAGAUCUACACCGUCCUUACCACUCCUGUUUUCGGCAAGGAUGUUGUCUACGACUGCCCCAAUGCCAAGCUCAUGGAACAGAAGAAGUUCAUGAAAGCCUCUCUCACCACCGAGGCCUUCCGCAGCUACACCCCCAUCAUCAGCGAUGAGGUCCAGUCCUACUUCAAGAGAAACCCGCUUUUCAAGGGCAAGUCGGGCGUCAUGAACGUCGCCACUGUCAUGGCCCAGCUUACCAUCUUCACCGCUUCGCACAGUCUCCAGGGCAAGGAAAUCCGUGAUCAGUUCGACGAAUCUCUCGCUGACCUCUACCACGACCUCGACAUGGGCUUCACGCCGAUCAACUUCAUCCUUCACUGGGCUCCUCUCCCCUGGAACAAGAGACGCGAUCGCGCCCAGCGAACCGUUGCUAAGAUCUACAUGGACACUGUCAAGAGGCGAAGGAAGGAGGGUCGCACCGAAGGCCUCGAUGUCAUGAGCCGCCUGAUGACCGCCACUUACAAGAAUGGUGUUGACGUCCCCGACCACGAGAUUGCCCACAUGAUGAUUGCCCUUCUGAUGGCUGGACAGCACUCCUCGUCUUCUACCAGUGCCUGGAUCAUGCUUCGCCUUGCCCAGAACCCUCACAUUAUGGAAGAGCUUUACGAGGAGCAAGUUCGCGUCCUAGGUGCUGACCUGCCGCCGAUCAAGUACGAGGACUUGGCGAAGCUCCCUCUCAGCCAGGCCAUCAUCAAGGAGACGCUCCGCAUGCACGCCCCUAUCCACUCCAUCAUGAGGGCCGUCAAGAGCCCCAUGCCCGUACCUGGAACUAAAUACGUCAUCCCAACGAGCCACACUCUUCUCUCUGCCCCCGGUGUUUCCGGCAACGACCCCCAGUACUUCCCCAACCCCGAGGUCUGGGAUCCGCACCGAUGGGAGAAGGACUCGCCCAACGCGCCCACGAUCCUUCGCCAAGAGAUUGAUGAGGACGAGGAAAAGAUCGCCUACGGCUACGGUCUCGUUAGCAAGGGCGCGGCAUCCCCCUACCUUCCCUUCGGCGCUGGUAGGCAUCGAUGCAUUGGCGAGCACUUCGCCAACCUCCAGCUCCAGACUAUUAUCGCCAACAUGGUUAGGCUGUUCAAGUUCAGGAAUGUCGACGGCAGCAAUAACAUUACUGGCACGGAUUACCAGUCUCUCUUCUCGCGUCCCCUCGAGCCCAGCAACAUUUACUGGGAGCGACGCGACCAGGCGUAA